AAGCAGACCCCAAAAUCAGAAGCAAACUUUCAAAUUGCCUCUAAAAAAUGACGAAGUAUCUCAACAAUUCUCUGUAUUUGGACUACGCAAGGGGCAAUAUUAAUAUAGCAGACCUCAAGCAGAUGCAGAUUUUUAAAGAGCAGACACAAAGCUGACCUAGAGUCAGCUAUUUGGGUCUUCUUUGCUGGAAUAUUCAGAGGAAAGCAAUUCGGAACCUGAUGUAGAUUUAGAGAAUCAGUACUACAACUCAAAGGCUCUCAAAGAAGAUGACCCAAGAAGUGCACUAGAAAGUUUUCAGAAAGUUUUAGAAUUGGAGGGAAAAGACAAAGGAGAAUGGGGCUUCAAGGCUCUCAAACAGAUGAUUAAAAUCAAUUUCAAGUUGGGGAACUUCCCUGAAAUGAUGAAGCGGUACAAACAGUUACUGACUUACAUAAAGUCAGCGGUUACGAGGAAUUACUCUGAGAAAUCAAUUAAUUCCAUCCUGGAUUACAUCUCCACUUCCAAACAGGUAUCACAACUCUGUGUAUUCCAUCCAUUAAGUCAGAUGGAGCUGUUGCAGAAUUUCUAUGAGACAACAUUAGAUGCCCUGAAAGAAGCCAAGAAUGAGCGACUGUGGUUCAAGACCAACACAAAGCUAGGCAAGCUGUACUUUGACAGAGGGGAUUACCAGAAGUUACAGAAAAUACUGAAACAACUUCACCAAUCUUGUCAGACAGAUGAUGGUGAAGAUGAUCUGAAGAAGGGCACACAACUGCUAGAAAUCUAUGCUCUGGAGAUUCAGAUGUACACAGCCCAGAAAAACAACAAAAAACUCAAGACCCUGUAUGAGCAAUCUCUUCACAUCAAGUCUGCCAUCCCUCACCCCCUGAUCAUGGGCGUAAUCAGAGAAUGUGGAGGAAAGAUGCACCUGAGAGAGGGAGAAUAUGAGAAGGCUCACACUGACUUCUUUGAGGCUUUUAAGAACUACGAUGAAUCUGGGAGUCCACGGAGAACAACAUGUCUGAAGUACCUGGUGCUGGCCAACAUGUUGAUGAAGUCCGGAAUCAAUCCUUUUGAUUCCCAGGAAACCAAACCGUACAAGAACGACCCAGAAAUCCUAGCCAUGACUAAUCUAGUCAGUUCAUAUCAAAAUAAUGAUAUUAAUGAAUUUGAGAAAAUCUUAAAAACCAACAGACGAAACAUCAUGGAGGACCCUUUUAUUAGAGAGCAUAUUGAAGAUUUACUUAGAAACAUCAGAACACAGGUUCUUAUAAAGCUUAUUAAACCCUACACAAGAAUUCACAUCCCUUUUAUUUCCAAGGAGCUGAAUAUUGACCCAACUGAAGUAGAAAACCUUUUAGUAUCUUGUAUUCUUGAUAGUGCUAUAAAUGGACGAAUUGACCAAGUGAAUCAGGUGUUAGAAUUGGACAGAGAGAACACAGGUACAGCCAGGUACAAUGCCAUGGACAAGUGGACCGCGCAGCUUCAGAGUCUGCACCUGGCUGUGGUCAACAAAACCACGUGAUGAUGACCCCAAACCACCAAUCAGCUGUCGACGAUUUUACCUCCUUCAAUUCAAACAUGUCCGACAUGUUCCUAAUCUUAUUACAGAAACUUCGUAGAUAACUUACAAAGAGAUACAGCUCACACUCCUAGUGCUUCAUUUGAUUCAACUUGAAUGGUGACAGUCCAUUAUCUGUCCAUAUUUUAUCUGCUAUAUGGGACAUACAUGUACUUUUGCCCAGAGAGAUAAAAGUGCUGUGAAUUUUGUCAGCUUAAUUUUAUAUGUACAUCAUUGUUUAUACAGCUAUUAUCAAAACUAUAAUAUAGGGACAAGUAUAAACUUUUGAAAAAAGGA
Magallana angulata is the source of this 1837-nucleotide messenger RNA. RefSeq names its product COP9 signalosome complex subunit 2. The transcript is spliced from 13 exons. The record is from RefSeq and is a predicted model, not a curated record. Gene Ontology annotation, biological process: protein deneddylation. Bases 359 to 1504 code for a protein of 381 amino acids. Gene Ontology annotation, cellular component: COP9 signalosome. Gene Ontology annotation, molecular function: protein binding. NCBI's taxonomy places the organism in Eukaryota, Metazoa, Mollusca, Bivalvia, Ostreida, Ostreidae.